UUUUAUUUUUAUUGAGCUUUUUUUUCAUAUACUUUAAUUUUUUUUUUGUUUUGUUUGCGACAAUAAUAUCAAGUUUACGGAGUCGAUCUUGCAAAGGCUUGGUGCAAAUAGUAUUUUUCAGUUGUGUAUGAGAUUCAGUGGCAUUUGUGACUUUAGCUCUCCUAGUAAGGACGUCUUUCACUUUCUAUAGAAACGCUGCGUCAAUCUGGACAGUGCUUCUACCACCUGAGGUUGGUCGCCUGGACCCCCACCCUCUCACCUGCAUUUUGGCCUCCAGCCACCACUGGGAAAUAAACACGGCAACUCCAAACUAACAUGGCAGUCAGACUGUGUGAUGUGGCUUCUCUGCUUAGAAGUGGUUCGUGGGCAGCAGAGCCUUGGACUGGGCAGGUGAUUGCUGCCAUGGAAACACAGCUGUCCAAUGGACCCAGCUGCAACACGACUAAUGGUCCCACUACUAUUAACAACUGUUCAUCACCAGUGGAAUCGGGAAGCAUAGAGGACAGUAAAACUAACUUGAUAGUCAACUACCUGCCUCAAAACAUGACACAGGAGGAACUGAAGAGUUUGUUUGGGAGCAUUGGUGAAAUUGAGUCGUGUAAACUAGUACGAGACAAAAUAACAGGGCAGAGCCUAGGGUAUGGAUUUGUGAACUAUGUGGACCCAAAAGAUGCUGAAAAAGCCAUCAAUACAUUAAAUGGCCUGAGACUUCAGACCAAAACCAUAAAGGUUUCAUUUGCCCGUCCAAGCUCGGCUUCCAUUAGAGAUGCAAAUCUGUAUGUGAGUGGACUUCCAAAAACCAUGACUCAGAAAGAACUGGAACAGCUCUUUUCUCAGCAUGGACGCAUCAUUACCUCUCGUAUUCUGGUGGACCAAGUUACUGGGGUGUCCAGAGGUGUUGGUUUCAUCCGAUUUGAUCGAAGAAUUGAAGCAGAAGAAGCCAUUAAAGGCCUUAAUGGUCAGAAGCCUCCAGGUGCCACAGAACCAAUCACUGUGAAGUUUGCAAAUAACCCAAGCCAGAAAACCAGCCAGGCACUGCUGUCACAAUUGUACCAGUCUCCAAACAGAAGGUACCCAGGACCCCUUGCUCAACAAGCUCAGAGGUUCAGGUUGGACAAUCUUCUUAAUAUGGCUUAUGGUGUAAAGAGCAGGUUUUCCCCUAUGACCAUUGAUGGAGUAACAAGUUUGGCCGGAAUAAACAUACCAGGUCAUGCUGGAACUGGUUGGUGCAUCUUUGUGUACAACCUGGCCCCCGACGCGGAUGAGAGCAUCUUAUGGCAAAUGUUUGGACCAUUUGGUGCUGUAACCAAUGUCAAAGUCAUCCGUGACUUCAACACAAACAAGUGCAAAGGUUUUGGAUUCGUCACCAUGACAAACUAUGAUGAGGCAGCGAUGGCAAUAGCCAGUCUGAAUGGAUAUCGUCUAGGGGACAGAGUAUUGCAAGUUUCAUUUAAAACCAACAAAACGCACAAAGCCUAAUGUCUCCUCGGUUUGUUUAUACAAAAAUGGCAAGUUUAAGGUAAACUUUAUACAUAGGUAAAAGUCUUUAAGUCAGUGUUAUGAAGGGAAACCAACAUGAAUAUUUAGCGUCCUACAAAUCUGAUUUUUUUUUUUUUUUUAUUGCUAGUCUUUUGACUUGAAAAUUCUUAAAUCUUUUAUGUUUAAAUAUAGGAAAAAGCAGAUUUUUUUUUUUUACCUGUCAUGUUGCAUUGUUACCUUCUUUGAAGGUGGGCCUUUUUAAUGUUUCAGCUAAGGUAUACCUUUUUUCUGUUACAUAACUGCUUUGAAAAAGUAAGGCUUUGUGUUGUGAUUUGUUUUCUCAGUAAGUUGCUUGAUUUGUCUUUUGGUAGAUCUGCCUUUUAGUGGUUUAUUGAAAGAUUUGAGUUUGAGCUCAUUUUUGUUUGCAUUUAUUUUUAUUUAGUGAAAUUGUAUUUUGGUUGGGUUAUGGGUGUGCUGUUGCUUAUUGUAAGAUUACUGGAAAACAUUUUUCGUAAAGCAGUACCUUGCCAAAGAGCUAAACCUCUUUGAUGUGGGUUUAAAAAAAAAAGCAUCUAUUUUUAUAUUGAAGAAAAAAAUUUGGAGAAACUUUUUACUGGACCUGGAACAAAUAUUUUGACUUGGAUACUUUGAGAAAUAUCUUCAUAUGACACCUAGUGAGCUUUUGAACCUUACCAGGAAAUUUACAAUGACUGGAAUUUCUGGAAAGAUUUAUGAUGUAAAAGAAACCUUUAAGAUCUUUGUAGAAUUAAUGGCACUGUUGGUUUCAUUUGUAUAAUCGUCAAUGGAAUUCUAAUUAUCCUUGUUAUGUGACAAGAAGCUCACGUUUUACUUAUGAUUUUUGAAAAAGAAAAGAAUAUAUAAAUGAUACCAAGGUUAAUACAGCAAAUGAGCAUGCAGAUUAUAAUGUGUUUAAAAAAAAAAAAGGUUAAGGGGGGGUGGGGGGAAUAAAUCAGUUCUUCCUAAAGAAUUCCCUUCUGAUAGAGCUUGCAGUGUUUAGUGAUGUACUUGCUAUAUUGUAAGUUAACCUGUUUUGUCUUGGUAUUAAAUACAUUUAAGGGUUUAUAGCUUCUUUGUGUAAACACUGGCAAAGUAGGAGAAAGGAAAUUGGUAUGUUGGUAAAAUGAAGUGUUGAAGGAUUAGACCUGAGCUAAGAGCUGUGUAAAUACAAGUUUUUUUUUUUUUUUUUUUCUUUUUAAAGAAUUUUCAACAGUUUUGUGUUUUGGAUUGACAUGCCAAGUGCUAAGAUUUUUUAUUUUUUUGAAUUUUGUAGGUUUCAUUAACAUUGGUAGUUAGUGUACUUGAUUUGUUGUCUUAAGGGCCAGAUUA
Molecule: messenger RNA, 2826 nt
Organism: Polyodon spathula (Mississippi paddlefish)
Lineage: Eukaryota; Metazoa; Chordata; Actinopteri; Acipenseriformes; Polyodontidae
Product: ELAV-like protein 2
Exons: 9
Coding region: 316-1479 (387 amino acids)
Cellular component (GO): ribonucleoprotein complex
Molecular function (GO): RNA binding
Source: RefSeq, a predicted model, not a curated record